UCCUUUUCUGGUCCGUACACAAAACUCAAAUUAAAAAAGUAACAUCACUUUUUUAAUUUCUGAUCCCUUCUCUCUCUGUCUCCAUUGCCAUCAAUUUUGCCUCCUAAAACCAGAGUUGGUGGUGCUUUAAUCGCUCUCUCCGUCGUCCGUUUAUCGGAGUUAUAUAGCAAAUGGUAAUGGGCGCGCUCGCCCCCACGCUUGCGCGCAAUACUAAUUCAUCUACGACGAAAAUUCUGAUACUUGUAACGGUUCUUUUCGCAUUGUCGUAUGAGGGGUUUGGUCAGAAUGGAACCGAUUCUGAUGCACUUUUGAAGUUUAAACUAGCCUUAAACAACAGCUCUGCUUUGUAUAAUUGGAAUUCAGUUUUUUCUCCGUGUGAGUGGGAUCACUCGAACUGGGUGGGUGUUCUUUGUCUGAAUGGUUCGAUUUGGGGUUUGAAGCUCGAACAUAUGGCUCUCAACGGAACGCUUGAUGUCGACUCUCUUGUUUCUUUGUCGUCCUUUCGCACGUUAAGUCUGAUGGACAAUCAGCUUGCCGGGGCUUUUCCUGAUAUUAAGAAAUUGGGAAAACUGAAAGCUCUUUAUUUGUCCAAUAAUAGAUUUGCUGGUCAGAUUCCUGACGAUGCUUUUCUUGGUAUGGGCUCUUUGAAGAGGGUUUUCAUGGCUAAUAAUAUGUUUACGGGCGACAUUCCUAUCUCCCUGGCUGAAUUGCCCAGGCUGACGGAGCUGAGACUCGAAGGGAACCAAUUUAAAGGCCGAAUCCCGGAUUUUCAACAGCAUGGAUUGAAGGCUGUUAAUCUUGCUAGCAAUGAAUUGUCGGGUCCUAUCCCUCCAGCUCUUAGCAGAUUGAAUCCUGAAUCCUUUUCAGGGAACAAGGAGCUAUGCGGGGCGCCUCUAGACCCAUGCACAUCCUCAUCCCCAUCACCGGCCCCAAAGGAAAAACUUACAACUUCGAAAACCGUCAUAAUUUUUAUCUUGGCGCUCAUUGUGUUAGCUAUCAUUGCACUUGUUGUGGCUCUAUUGCGUGGGAGGAGGACGCGUAAAUCACAACUGGAUAGGUCGUCAUCUUUAUCUCAGAACUCCAACAAAAUUGCACCCGAUACUUACACUGCUGGCGCAGGGCAAGAACAAAUUCAAAUGCCGUUAGGGAGCAGCACGCAAGCAAGGAGGUCUGAUAAAUUGUCUUUCGUGAGGGAAGAUGUUGAGAAGUUUGAAUUGAACGAUUUGCUUAGAGCUUCCGCUGAAGUAUUGGGGAGCGGGACAUUUGGAUCUUCGUACAAGGCUUCUGUGGGGACCAGCCAAUCCUUGGUUGUCAAAAGGUAUAGGCAUAUGAACAAUGUGAGCAGAGAAGAGUUUCAUGAGCAUAUGCGUCGGCUUGGCAGGUUGAAGCAUCCAAACUUGCUGCGCCUUGCUGCUUACUAUUAUCGUAGAGAAGAAAAGCUCUUGGUAUAUGAGUUUGUCGCGAAUGGGAGCUUGGCUAGUCAUCUUCAUAGCAACAAUUCGUUAGAAGGUCAAGGGCUCGAUUGGCCUACGAGGUUGAAAAUUAUCAAAGGGGUAGCCAAGGGGUUGGCUUAUUUGUACAGCGAGCUUCCUAUACUAGUUCCACAUGGUCACUUGAAAUCUUCGAAUGUGCUUCUGGAGUCGUCCUUUGAGCCUCUUCUGACAGAUUAUACCCUGAGGCCAGUGAUUAAUCCUCAGCAAGCUCACAAUCUUAUGAUUGCAUACAAAUCACCCGAGUAUGCACAGACCGGCCGUACAUCUGACAAGACCGAUAUGUGGUGUUUUGGCAUUCUUAUAUUGGAGAUAUUGACGGGGAAGUUCCCAGAAAACUACAUAACGCCGGGUUACGAUAGCAGCGCCAAUUUAGCUAGCUGGGUGAAUAAGAUGGUGAAAGAAAAGCGAACGAGUGAGGUGUUCGACAAAGACAUGAAAGGAGGUAAAUACAGCAAAGGCGAAAUGAUCAAUGUAUUGAAGAUCGGGUUGAGUUGCUGCGAAGAGGAUGUGGAGAGUAGAUUAGACAUCAAGCAAAUAGUUGAAAAACUCGAGCAAUUGAAAGAAGGAGACGUAGAUAUUGAUGAUCGGUAUGGAAGUAGUGAAGGGAACCAUUUUAUGAUUAGAGGGAGUGAGGAUGGUCAUCCGAACGGGGUAGAUCGAUGAGUGUAUAGUAGAGGAGAAUGAAUUCAUUGUGAAGAGGGGAUGAUGACGAAAAGCGGUUUCGCAGGCGCAGCUGAACAGUAAAACAAUGGAUGAAUAUAACUUGAUUAUUAGCUUGUGAAAUUGAUGAUCUAAUGGUGCAUUACCUAUUCAAAUUUUGGGUAUGAAUUGCAGAAGGGCUAGUUUUUAUUUAUGUUUUUGUUUCUACCACAAAAUUGUUUUGAUGAGUGUAAUGGUGGUGCACAUAGUGAUUAAUCUUGUGGGGUUGAAUUCAAUCUUUUUUGGAGAAAACAAUAGAGAUGAUUCUUUUUAUUUUGCAUUUUCUACACAAAUUGAAUAUUUGUAUUCUUGUUUUUGAUGAAUGGAGAAAGUGUAUAUAGAAAUUAUUUUUUUA
Mercurialis annua (annual mercury) is the source of this 2547-nucleotide messenger RNA. RefSeq names its product pollen receptor-like kinase 4. Gene Ontology annotation, molecular function: protein binding; protein kinase activity; ATP binding. The record is from RefSeq and is a predicted model, not a curated record. The transcript is spliced from 3 exons. Lineage: Eukaryota; Viridiplantae; Streptophyta; Magnoliopsida; Malpighiales; Euphorbiaceae. Gene Ontology annotation, biological process: protein phosphorylation. Bases 171 to 2156 code for a protein of 661 amino acids.